GCAUGCAAAGAAAACCCAGAAUAUAAAUAGAGUGUGUGAUUGUGAGAGACAUUCAGACGCACUGGGCAGACUGCUAGAAUGGCUCUGACAGCGAUUAGUCUUUUGUGCUUUGCAGCUUUGCUGCCUUUCCCAGGGCUGGGACUGCCUGCAGACUCAGGCAAGCUGGAACAGGUACCUGUUAGAGUGACUGUCAUUAAUGAUUUCACCAAUGAGCAGGUUUCCUACUCCACCACUGUGGUAGAGGAAGGGCUGAUGUUUGGUGCCUUAAAUCAACUGCAGAGCUCCAACGACGAUUUCAAAUUCACAUACGGUACUGAUAAAAGCUUUGGCUUAUAUCUGAAGAGUGUGAACGGAUUGGUUGGAUCUGAUGUGGACCAGACAUACUGGGAGAUUCUGUCUGAAAAAUCAGGAGUUAUAACUCGAGUGAAAGCGGGAAUUGGCUGCUACCAACCCGAGAGAGACGAGAAUAUGAUCCUGAGGUUCACCACUUGGGCCAAAAAAUAGAUUUUGUUUAAAUCAUCAGAUGUAUUCAGUGGUUCUAAAUGUUAUUAUUGAUUUAAAAGCACAUAUUAUUUCAGUCAUGGAGUCAACACAAAGUUUACCUAAAUUAAUAAACUCAUAAUUUCAUUGUAUUUCAAGUGUAAUUCCCAGUGCAAUACUCUAAUAAACAUACACUGAUGAAACCAAAAA
Messenger RNA from Labeo rohita (rohu), 690 nucleotides. It is a transcript of the gene tcnba, whose product is annotated as transcobalamin beta a. Gene Ontology annotation, biological process: cobalamin transport. Lineage: Eukaryota; Metazoa; Chordata; Actinopteri; Cypriniformes; Cyprinidae. The coding region runs from base 79 to 504 and encodes 141 amino acids. Gene Ontology annotation, molecular function: cobalamin binding. The transcript is spliced from 4 exons. The record is from RefSeq and is a predicted model, not a curated record.